Messenger RNA from Haliotis rufescens (red abalone), 1555 nucleotides. RefSeq names its product sulfotransferase 1B1-like. The transcript is spliced from 7 exons. Gene Ontology annotation, cellular component: cytoplasm. The record is from RefSeq and is a predicted model, not a curated record. Gene Ontology annotation, biological process: sulfation. Bases 405 to 1376 code for a protein of 323 amino acids. Gene Ontology annotation, molecular function: sulfotransferase activity. Lineage: Eukaryota; Metazoa; Mollusca; Gastropoda; Lepetellida; Haliotidae.
UAUUUACAUUUAGUACUAACUACUAAAUGACUUUAUCGCGCGUAUCCAAACCAUGGGCUUAUUACGUCUGUAACCCAAUCACCCCUCGUAACUCAAUCACCCCGGGGUCACCACUCGGCACCGUGCCCGGGGAAUAAUCCCGCGCAAGCAUCAUCCCGCCCUUUGUUAGGCCGUCAUUCGCGAACAGCCCUUCCCCAAGUACACACGUGUGUCACUGUAUCUAAUCGCUUUCGCUUUGUACGUUUCCUUUGUACACUUGGUACAAUAUUAACAUAAUCAUGUACAACUACCAAAUUCGUGAUAAGGUAAAUUGACACUUGUGACGCCAACAGUCUCCGUAACACAGAUCGUAGCGGGAAGGACUACAAAACAAGUAGUUACAGCUGACUUUAGGAGACGACAGUAUGGCCUUGCAGAAAGAGAGUCCAAGAUCCGACCAAGGGCCAGGAAGUGUGUUUGCGCCUGAGAUUGCUUUGGUGGAUCUCAACAACUCUAAGGGCCAUGGCUUUAAGUGUUAUCAGUACGAGGGUAUAUAUUGGAGUUUGUGGCCUCGUCAAAUAUCCAAGGGGAAAAGUCCAGUUGAAGAAUUCAAACGUCUAAAAGAAUGCACAAUGGAAGAGGAUGACAUCAUCAUAUGUGCAUAUGCCAAAUGUGGAACCCACUGGCUGUGGGAGGUUAGCGAGAUGCUCAAAAGUGGAACCAUUCAGUAUAAGAAGCAGACGAAAGAGACCCGAAUGAUAGAGUUUAUACAAAAAGAGGGAAUCGACAGUCUACAAAAGCCUAGAAUACUGAACACACAUCUUCCUGUGCGCAUGCUCCCUACACAGGUCGUGGAGAAGAAGGUCAAGUGUAUCCAGAUCAUGCGCAAUCCUAAAGAUGUAUGUGUGUCUUUUUACAACCACAAGAAGAACAUAUUACCUUCCAUUGGCUACGAGGGGGACUUCGUGGAGUUCACAGAGGCGUUUUUGUUGGGGAAAUUGCCGUUUGGAUCCUACCACAACUACCUGCUGACAUGGCAGAAAGAAGUAGCCAGAGAACCGAACCUACCUGUACUCACCCUGCACUAUGAGGUCAUGAAGGUGGAUCCUGUCAGGUGUAUAAAAGACAUUGCCACUUUCCUGAAUAUUACUGUAACAGAUACAUUCUGUGAAGGCAUAGCCGAGGCGUGCAGCUUUGAUAAAAUGAAGCAGUUUGACAAAGAGGAAAAGCACAUGCAUUUGUCACUCUGGAAGGAAGGAUCUGGGGGGUCCUUUUACAGAAAAGGUGAGGUUGGGGACUGGAAGAACUGGUUCACGGUUGCAGAGAACGAGAAAUUUGAUCGCAUUUGGAAUGACAAAAUGAAGGGAUCUGGCAUCCAAUUCAUGUACACAUUGUGAGAAUGUACAUUGGUGAAUCGUUUGUCAAAGUGCUGAUGAAACUUUUCAUCAGCUAAUCUAAGUGGCAUUCCAUUGUGGUGAGGAAGACCCCAAACCCUUCCGUAUUUGAUAAUAUAUUGCAGUUAUAAAAGAUAAACGGUUUUGAGGUUGUCCAAUAAAAGCCUGAUCAGGAAUAUGUU